ACGUCCCACAUUUCUCUCUGCACCCCCCGCCAAAAACUAUCUCUCUCCUCCAUUACUCCACCUCACUUCAGAGAGUGAGAAGAAGAGAUCACGAUGGCUACGACGUCGUUUCACACCACACUCCUUUUGAAUCGAGUUAGCCCGAGCUCACUCAGUUCAACUCGUCGGAGAACUGUACUCUCCCCGUCUGUUUGCAGUUCAAUUCCGGGUAAAAAUGGUCCGAUUCGACUCAGGGCGGGUUUUGGGUCACCGAGUUCUAAGACACGGAGAUGGGCUGUGGUUGGGGACGCAGGAGAGAGUUUGGAGACUGGUUCUGGGGUUGUUGUAGAUAAUGUUGAUGAUGCUACUAUAGAUAAUGAUAAUGAGGAUGAACAAUCUCCCGUUGAUUCUUUGGAUGAAAACGAGGUUGUACAGACAAUCCCAAAGCUUCCGGAACGUGAUUAUGCUGGAACGCCUUAUGUCCCUAUUUAUGUGAUGUUACCAUUAAAUACCAUUGAUAUGAACUGUGAGCUGGUGGAUCCACAAAACCUCACAGAGCAACUCAAAGUCUUGAAGUUGAAUAAUGUUGAUGGUGUUAUGGUUGAUUGUUGGUGGGGCAUAGUCGAAGCAGUUGGACCGCAGAAAUAUAAUUGGAGUGGUUACAGGGAACUAUUUCAAGUCGUACGUGACAUUGGACUUAAAUUGCAGGUUGUUAUGUCUUUCCAUGCAUGUGGAGGCAAUGUUGGGGAUGAUGUGCAUAUUCCCCUCCCACAUUGGAUCACAGAAAUUGGUGAAACUAAUCCUGAUAUAUAUUUCACGGAUCAAGAAGGUAGGCGCAAUACUGAAAGCCUCUCUUGGGGAAUAGACAAAGAGCGUGUUUUAAGAGGCCGUACGGCAGUUGAGGUUUAUUUUGAUUAUAUGCGAAGCUUCCGUGUGGAAUUCAACGAUUUUUUCGAAGGUGGAACCAUAUCUGAGAUUGAGGUUGGGCUAGGUGCAUGUGGGGAGCUACGUUAUCCAUCUUAUCCUGCAAAUCAUGGUUGGAAGUAUCCAGGCAUUGGUGAAUUUCAGUGCUACGAUAAGUAUCUAAUGAAGAGUUUGGAGAAGGCAGCUGAAGUGAGGGGACAUUUAUCUUGGGGCAGAGCACCUGACAAUACAGGUUCUUAUAAUUCUUGGCCACACAAGACAGGUUUUUUUCGUGAUGGUGGUGACUAUGACAGCUAUUAUGGCAGAUUUUUCCUGAAUUGGUAUUCAAAGGUUCUGAUUGAUCAUGGAGAUCGCGUACUUUCCCUGGCCAACCUAGCCUUUGAAGGCUUCCCCAUUGCUGCAAAGCUGUCAGGUAUUCAUUGGUGGUACAAGACAGCCAGUCAUGCUGCUGAGCUGACUGCUGGGUUCUACAAUUCUUCUAAUCGUGAUGGCUAUGCUCCGAUUGCAACAAUGUUCAAGAAACAUGAAGCUGCUUUGAACUUUACGUGUGUGGAAUUACGCACAAUGGACCAGCAUGAGGUGUACCCAGAGGCACUAGCAGAUCCCGAGGGGUUGGUUUGGCAGGUCCUGAAUGCUGCAUGGGAUGUUUGCAUACCAGUAGCUAGUGAGAAUGCUCUUGUUUGUUAUGACAGAGAAGGCUAUAACAAAAUACUAGCAAAUGCUAAGCCUCACGAUGAUCCUGACGGGAAGCAUCUAUCAGCUUUCACUUAUCUCAGGCUUAAUCCUGAUUUAAUGGAAGAGUCCAAUUUCGCAGAGUUUGUAAGAUUUGUUAAAAGAAUGCAUGGUGAAUCAGUCCCAGAUCUUGAAUGCGGAUCGGAAACACCGUUGCCUGAAAGUCAGGAGCCGGAACCUGAAACCAAUUCUGGAGGUGAUUAAAAGGCUACUACAAAAUACUUGGUAGUAAAUAAAUCCCUGGUGUUAUAUAGUUACACUAGUUGUUUAUCCUAAGCCUUUAUACUUCACAUUCCAUUUGAAGUAUAGUGUAGUACGUACUAAUAUCCAAACUUGUAUAUUGAUUUGUCACACACACAGGUAACAGUUUUGUAGAUUGAAAUCCUUCUUUAUAGGACACAUUCUUAUCCAAGUAAAACAAAAGUCCAAUUUAUGCCA
Messenger RNA from Spinacia oleracea (spinach), 2073 nucleotides. RefSeq names its product beta-amylase 2, chloroplastic. The record is from RefSeq and is a predicted model, not a curated record. The coding region runs from base 94 to 1839 and encodes 581 amino acids. The transcript is spliced from 9 exons. Gene Ontology annotation, molecular function: beta-amylase activity. Gene Ontology annotation, biological process: polysaccharide catabolic process. Lineage: Eukaryota; Viridiplantae; Streptophyta; Magnoliopsida; Caryophyllales; Amaranthaceae.